UCCUAUACUUGACACAUCAUGUUUUAAGAUUAUUGUGUAGAUAACGUGAUGAUUGAAAUGUUAUUGAUAAUAUUUCUUCACAUUUUAACAUAUCUCUUACAUUUUUAUGAAAGCAUUUGGAUAUAACUUACGAGAUAUUUUAUCAACUGUGAUUCAAUAUACUGGAUUUAUCUUAAUAUGAUAACUCAUGUAAGUUCAUGUCAAAACAGAAAGAGUGGAUAAUGUGUUCAAGUUAAAGCAAUACCUAUCUCUUAGAAAACACUUUGGAAUUAUAAACGAUGGCGGAAAAUAAAGAGAGUGACGUUGUAGAAGAAGAAAAGAAUUGUAAACUGACCUACUAUUUUCGCGAUCUACUAAAGGAGCGAAUAAAUUUUCAGAUACCUAGAGAAGAGACAGUUGACAUAGUACGUGCCAUUGAAACACUCGUUUCGAUCAUUUUAGGGCACGUGACCUCAAAAGUACAUUGGCUUCCUUUCUCAAGACUUUUAAAAGUAGGUAGUAUGGCAGAAAGAACAAGUAUUGUAUUUCCGGACGAAUUCGACUACCUUGCUAUUUAUAAACAGAAUGGAAUGCAGGUCGAGAGAGUAUGUAAAGAAGAUAGAGGUUAUGCCCAUAUUAAAGUCACAGAUCCUGAUUUAAAAAAGAGAUGGUGCAAAUGGCUUCGGGGAGAUUAUCUGCAAGCCUAUUUUAAAACACAUGGAUUUGCAGUUAUGUUACCAGAAUAUUUUGAUACCCUAGGCAAUGCCUUUAUGUACGAAGUAUCACAAAUAUCAAAAAGUGUAUCAGACGUUGGCGUAUGCCCAACAACAACAGGACUAAUGCGCAUUGAUAAACGCGUCCAAAAGAACGGACCGGCAUUUACACAGCACUUUCUCUGGGAGCCUUAUACUCGUCAAAAACGUAAAAGAACGAUAAAAGUGGACAUAACCCCAGCAAUUGAAUUUGACUUAAACGACGAUAUAAUUAAUGAAAAUGACACAUUCCAUACAGAUGUUCUCAACAAAACUGUUAAACAUGGUAAGUUUAUGUUAGUUUUGACUCACGACCAAGGACCAUCUUGUCCACUUUGUUUCCGACUGACCUUUACAGAGACGGAAGUAGAUCUUGUCCGUUGUCUAGAUACUCAUCACAAAGACUGUUAUAAACUAUUGAAGUUUAUUUUCAAUAGUGGCGGAGGGGUUACGUUCUUAUCCUCAUACGUUUUUAAAACACUUGUACUAAAGCAUGGUUAUCACUGUAAAGAAACAGCUAACCUUGCAGUCUGUUUCAAACAGCUUGUUGCAGUAUGUCUUCACUAUCUAUUCAACAGGAAAACUGAGGAAAAAAUUGAAGUCAGCCGUUUGGUUCGCCUCUUCAUGCGGGGUGAAAAAUUCAAAUUACAUAUUCCUAGUAUCUUCAUCAAAGGACAUAACAUAAUGGACAGCAAGGAUUUUCAGAUUCCAUGUGAACAAUUCUUACUCGGAAUUGAGAGAAUGCUACAGUCGGUUGAAGAAAUCUGUUUUGCAGAAAAUCCAAAGGUCGACGACAUUGUUAUUGUAAACAGCCACAUGACUGCGUUUGUAUCUUAUGCCAAGUCAUCGCAGUUAGUUAACAAACAUCUAGAACUUCAGAAAUGUAUUUCAAUAAUUCAGCAGUAUUUCAAUUCAAAUGUCCUUGAAUGAAGAGAUUAUUUAAAUUGAUAUUCACGACACCGACAUA
This is a messenger RNA of Ruditapes philippinarum (Manila clam), 1698 nucleotides long. RefSeq lists its product as uncharacterized. NCBI's taxonomy places the organism in Eukaryota, Metazoa, Mollusca, Bivalvia, Venerida, Veneridae. The record is from RefSeq and is a predicted model, not a curated record. The transcript has 2 exons. Bases 279 to 1661 code for a protein of 460 amino acids.